This is a messenger RNA of Cyphomyrmex costatus, 1239 nucleotides long. RefSeq names its product odorant receptor 4-like. Gene Ontology annotation, cellular component: plasma membrane. Gene Ontology annotation, molecular function: olfactory receptor activity; odorant binding. The transcript has 5 exons. Gene Ontology annotation, biological process: sensory perception of smell; detection of chemical stimulus involved in sensory perception of smell. The coding region runs from base 1 to 1239 and encodes 412 amino acids. The record is from RefSeq and is a predicted model, not a curated record. NCBI's taxonomy places the organism in Eukaryota, Metazoa, Arthropoda, Insecta, Hymenoptera, Formicidae.
AUGGCCAAACUUAACAUCCCCUGGUCGAAUCUCAAUAGUGAGAGGGAUAUAAUCAACGCACUAGUAUGGAAUCGAUGGAUACUACAAGUUCUCGGAAUCUGGCCGUUGGUAUAUUCAAAUACUACAGCCAUCGAAAAGAUAUUAGCGACGAUAUCAUUCGCGUUAUGCUGGUCCGGGAUCAGUUUUCUUCUAAUUCCCAUGGUCAUAUUUAUGCUGUCAGAACGAACGACUCUAAACGACAAAAUUAAAAUGUUAGGCCCACUAAGCUACGUAUUAGUCUCGAUGUUGAAAUAUUUCUUCUUGGUGAUGCAUCAUAAGGGCAUACGGCAAUGCAUUCGCGUGCUAAGCGUCGAUUGGCGUGCAGUCCAGCAGCAGGAUUAUCGAAAAAUUAUGAUUAAAAACGUGGCAAAAAGCCAUGUGCUAUGCAAGUUUUGUAUAGUGUUCAUGUAUUGUGCAGGCUUGUGUUUUUAUACGGUAAUGCCGUUUCUGACACACACCACAAUUGACGAGCAAAAUAAUACUGUUAAGCCAAUACCUUACCCCGGAUUCGAUAUUAUUUUCGAUUUCCAUAUUACGUCGGUCUAUAUAUUUGUAUUUUGCGCACAAUGGAUAUCCGGUAUGGUACUUUUCAAAGUUACCACGGCAGUGUGUUGCUUGGCGGCUAUGUUCGUAGCUCACGCUUGCGGUCAAGUCGAGAUCGUGACGGCCCGCAUAGAAAAUAUUGUAAAAAGUGCACAAAGCAGUCACAUAAAGCAACAUAUGGCGAUUAUAGUGAAACACCACAUGCAGACAUUGAGGUUUUCAGUCAGUAUCGACAGUAUCUUACGCGAAAUAUGUCUGGUUGAAAUAGUGGGAACAACGUUAACGAUAUGCACGCUGGAAUAUUAUUGUAUCACGGAAUGGAAUAACAACGACAGUAUAGCAAUUUUAACAUAUUUUUUUCUAUUAAUAUCGUUUGUCUUCAACGUUUUCAUGCUUUGCUACAUUGGCGAACAAUUAACAAAUCAGUGCAGCAAAGUUGGAUUUGCAUCAUAUAAAAUCGAGUGGUACCAUUUACCAGGAAAAGUUGCACUCGAUCUUACGUUAAUAAUCAGAAUAUCACAACAUCCGGUAAAAAUUACUGCAGGAAAAAUAAUUGAUCUUUCGUUCGCACGUUUUGGCUCUAUUAUUUUCGUGCACCGAUCACCGGAAAUACUCCUGCCAGAACCUUUAUAUGCGACCAGCAUUCCGACGAGCUAA